Molecule: messenger RNA, 736 nt
Organism: Paramecium octaurelia
Lineage: Eukaryota; Ciliophora; Oligohymenophorea; Peniculida; Parameciidae
Source: the annotation of a GenBank genome assembly
AUGUCUUCAUACACAAGCAGAUAUAGACCAUCCACACUUGGUUCGAGUGGCAUAAAUUAGAAUCAAGCAGCUACAACUUAAUCUAGCUUCCGAACAUAAGUGACAACAACUACAACAUCAUCGAAUUUGUCAGUACCACAAACGAACACUACAAGUACAUUUGAGAGAUCGGAAGGAAGAAGAUAAAGUACAAUUAAAGCACCACCUGCUACAGCGUAAAUAGUUAUUUAUACGAAGUGUUCAAAUGGCUCCACCAUCAGGUGAGAGAAAAUGGUUAGGAAAAUACCCAGAAGUUGUUUGUUUCCUUUUGGCUUUGGAAAAUGAUCGUGUAAUGAGAGAAAAUGAUGCUCUCAUCAAAAGAAUAAAGGAGUUGGAAAGCUAAAGUGAGGGGGGAGAUGUUAGAGUAAGGGAAUUACAAGCAAAAUUAGAUUAAGCAAAUAGAGAUAUAACGCAAUACAAAUCUGAUAUUGAUAAACAUUUAAUAAGAAUCAAGCAGUUAGAGACAGAGAUCGCUGAUUACAAGUCACGAUUAGGGUAAGUUGACAAUUCACUUGCUUAGAAGUUAAAAGAUGCUGAACGUAAGAUCACAGAUUAUGAAAGAGAUAUAAAUUAAUGGAAGAGCAAAUAUUCAACAGAUAAAUCAUCAUGGGAUUCAGAAAUGAAGAGACUACAAGAUUUACUAUCGUAAAGAUAGAGAGAAUUGGAUGAUUUGAAAAACAACUCAGGANUACUUUGA